Messenger RNA from Laccaria bicolor S238N-H82, 1059 nucleotides. RefSeq lists its product as uncharacterized. The coding region runs from base 1 to 1059 and encodes 352 amino acids. The record is from RefSeq and is a predicted model, not a curated record. The transcript has 2 exons. NCBI's taxonomy places the organism in Eukaryota, Fungi, Basidiomycota, Agaricomycetes, Agaricales, Hydnangiaceae.
AUGCAACCGGAAUCCGGUUUGUUUGGCGCAAGCCCAUUGCCAAACAAUUGUUUGUUUGGCAACGGCUUUCACGCUCAUCCAAACACAACCCUCUCUCCUCCCACCACCACCGUCGUCGCUCCACGUAACCGCCCCCCUCACGUUGUGAGUGCCCGCCAUGGGCUAAGCGACGUGAGGGGGCUCACAUCGACCACCACGCCGCUCACCCGACAUCCAACAACGCUGCCAACACCACAACGCUGUGCCACGUCACCACGGCACACGAACCAGCACCCACGAUGGCCGCCCAGCACCCACAACAGUGCACAACGGCACACCACGUCCACGAAACAACACGCCGCCCACGAAACGAAGCCCAGCGCCCACGAAACGAAGCCCAGCGCCCACGUACACCUCCAACGGACGCGAAACAACACCCUGCGGACACGAUACAGCACCCAGCGCCCACGUACACCGCCAGCGCCCACGAAACGACGCCCAGCGCCCAUGCCAACGCCUAACGCCCACAACGCAACGCCCAGCGGACACGACACCAACGAGGACGACAACACGCCAGGACGACGACACGCGAAAACGACGACACGACGCGAUGACACGUCGACAAUGCGCGCCAACGAGACCACUCCCUCCCCCUCCCCUGCUGCUCACCACUCCUUCCUCUCCCUACUGCUCACCCACUACCCACCAUCCCCUUCCCCCUCCCUUACUCCCCCUCCUUUCCUGCUCACCACUCCCUCCCUCUCCCUACCCCCUUCAUUCCCUACCCCCUCCCUUCAUUCCCUACCCCCUUCAUUCCCUACCCCCUGUCUUCAUUCCCUCAUUCCCUACCUCCCUGCCCCUCCCUUCAGUUCUUCCCCCCCCUCUAGUUCUUCAUUCCCCCCACUCCCCAGCACCCCUACCCCUCCACUCCUUCCCCCUCACUCCCUCCACUUUUCCCCUCUCCCUCCACUCCUCCCCCUGCCUCCACUCCUCCCCCUGCCUCCACUCCUCCCCCUCCCUCUAUCUAGAUUCAAUGUAGAUAAAUUCCAUCAUGUAUUUUUAAUAAAUGAGUUGAAAUGA